Messenger RNA from Harpegnathos saltator (Jerdon's jumping ant), 432 nucleotides. RefSeq lists its product as uncharacterized. Lineage: Eukaryota; Metazoa; Arthropoda; Insecta; Hymenoptera; Formicidae. The transcript has a single exon. Bases 1 to 432 code for a protein of 143 amino acids. The record is from RefSeq and is a predicted model, not a curated record.
AUGGGAAAAGAUGGAAUACUAAAUGAGGUGUGGAAAUAUGGAGGGGAGGAAAUAGAGAAAUGGGCAUGGGAGGUAUGCAGAAGGGUAUGGGAAGGAGAGGAGUGGCCGGAGGAUUGGAAAGAAGGAAUAAUAAUACCGAUAAGGAAGAAAGGAAAAGGAGAGAAGGUAACGGAAUAUAGAGGGGUAACAUUGAUGCCGUCGUUAUACAAGAUCUACACGGCAAUGUUAGCAGAAAGAGUGAGGGAAGAGGUGGAAGAGAAAAGACUACUGUCAGAGAGUCAAGCAGGUUUCAGCAAGGGGAUAGGAUCAGUUGAUAUGUACGUAUUGAACUACCUGAUCAAUAGACAACUAGGAAAGAAAGGAGGGAAAUUGAUAGCGAUGUUUGUAAAUUUAAAUGCGGCGUUUGACCAUGAAAGAAGGAGGGCGUACUAG